AUGGGCACUGUUCAUUCGAGACCUAAAAAACUUACUCUUGACGAGAUCCCUGAAGAUGCAAAAUCAGAAUCAAAAUAUACUUUGUACAUUAUGAUGACUUAUCGAGAAGGAAGUGAACGUGGACCGAACCCACUUUGGACUGGAUCAUAUGAUGAUAUCAUUCAUCAAGAAAUACCUCCAAAUAGCGCCAUGUAUGGUUGGGGAUCUUCUCAGUCUUUCGAUAAAGAAAAGGUUAGGAGAUUUGUCAAAUCUCUCGAAUCGAAAAAUAUGGAUGUUGAAAUACGAUAUCGAGUGGUAGGACCAAGUCAUUAG
This is a messenger RNA of Kwoniella shivajii, 312 nucleotides long. RefSeq lists its product as uncharacterized. Bases 1 to 312 code for a protein of 103 amino acids. NCBI's taxonomy places the organism in Eukaryota, Fungi, Basidiomycota, Tremellomycetes, Tremellales, Cryptococcaceae. The transcript has 3 exons. The record is from RefSeq and is a predicted model, not a curated record.